AUCCUAAGGCGCACACACAUACACUUCGGAACGCUGGAAGCUCCGUUUGGAAAGGUGGUGAUUAACCCCUUCCCCAUCGGUCCGCCUCCUCCGUCUCUCCGUCUGGUUCUUCUACCUGCACUCGUCUGGACUCGUUCCAUGAGUAAAGACACAGAAGGACAGGAAGAUGAGAGAGAAGGAAGGAGAGUAAGACCAAGACGGUGAAAAUCUUUCUCUGUGGAAUACGAUGAAAAUCCAGGCAGUAUUUGGCCACCUGUAAAACACAGGUUUGGAUAUUGAUUGGACAACUGGAAUACAAAUGGACAAAUGGAAUACCAAGUGAGUGACUGAUGAACUGACUAAAUUGGAUUCUCUCGAGUUUAACCAGCAUUUCUACACUAUGUCUAAACCUUCACGACUUGCUCGCCCAUCCUCGGCGGGUCCUGGCUCCAAACUCCCCUCGCCUCGUCGGGAUACACCUGCCAGCCGACCCAGAAUGCAUAGCAUGGGGGAGAAAGUGAUACGGACAGAAAGUGAGGGCAAUAUACCUGGCCAGAACCCUCCUGUCAAUGGAACAACACAUUCGCAGAUCCCGCAAAACACCAAUAUGAAGGAAGAGGAUGAGAUGAGCCAGCCAAGGAGCAAAAUCUGUCCACCUAAAGGGUUCACAGCAACCAUAACCCAGCAACAAGUCACACAUCCCAAACCUCUAAAGGGGAAUCUAAAAGUGACUUCCAGUGAAGACGCUGAGCAGCUGUCCCGUAAACGGCAGGUUGUCUCCACUAACAGCCCUGGUAACCGCUGUGAGGCCAAAUCUAGCCGCACUGGGGUUCUACGAAGACACACAGUGGGGGGAGCGCGCAGCUCACAGGAGAUCCUGGCCAUGCAGCCAUCCGAUAUGGAUAAAAAACGAGAGGCCUUUUUGGAACAUCUGAAGCAAAAAUAUCCACACCACGCCUCCGCCAUCAUGGGCCACCAGGAGAGACUCCGAGAACAGUUAUUUCAGGGGAUGUUGUCCGCUCUGCACUCCGAGAUAGAUAUUCAAAGAUAUCUGCUGAAAAUCCAGAAUGUUGGUUCACGCAGAAGCUCUAAGCAGAGUUUGGCGUGUCCGAGUCCAGUACCUGUGUUUGUGGAUCAGCUGGAGCACGGCUCACUGGUCUCUCUAGAUGCUCUGGAGGUCAUGUCUGAGUGCGACAUGCCCAUCGCCUUCACCCGAGGCUCCCGGUCUCGAGCAAGUCUGCCCGUGGUCCGCUCUACUAACCAGACCAAGGAUCGCUCAUUAGGAGUGUUGUAUCUGCAGUAUGGAGAUGAUACAAAGCAGAUACGCAUGCCUAAUGAGAUAACAAGUGUGGAUACAAUCAGAGCUCUGUUCGUUAGUGCCUUCCCUCAUCAGCUUAACAUGAAGAUGCUGGAGUCACCCAGCACCGCCAUUUAUGUGAAAGACGAGACCAGGAACAUGUACUAUGAACUCACUGAUGUCAGGAGCAUCACAGAUCACUCCUGCCUGAAAGUGUACCACAAAGAUCCAUCGCACACCUUCAGUCAUGGAGCUCGGCCAAUCAAUGGAGACACAAGGGUCCACAGGGAGAUGAUGUAUGCUGGACCGAGUGGUCAUCCUCUCCGGCAGCCCCCAAUGGGUCCCCCUCCACCCCAUAUGCAGAGUUCCAUGUCCCCUACCACACCUCAUGCUAUGCCCUCCUCCCCAUCUCGUAUCCCCUUCGGCCAACGCACCUCAGGCAGUGGGGUUGCCACAAUGCCACGUGAGAGAGCGGCACACACUCUCCCCGCCACCACCCCUGUUUGCCCAUCCUCCCCCUGCAUGAGUGCCAUCCUUGAGCGGCGUGAUGUCAAGCCUGACGAGGACGUAGCUGCAAAGAGCAUGUCAUUUCCCGCCCGAGCUGAAAGUCAUUAUGCUGACCCUUAUAUGUUACAUCACCAUGCCCCGCCCCCUGAUACAGUAGACUACGCUUACCACCGUGCCACAAUGCGCUCUUACAGUAACCCCGGCGUUCCCAUGGAGCCCACAGACCAUCCUUCGCUCUUCCGACAGAAAAGCAGGAAGAACACGGAUAGCCAGUUACCCAUGUUAGGCUCCAAAACCCCACCCCAUUCCCCACAACGGAUGGGCGAGGUGCGAAUGAUGGACAUUCACACAGUCCAACCACAGAGUUCCAUGACUCUGGAGAGGGCAUCUCCUAUCAGACAAUCAUUUAGGAAGGAGACUCCUCUUUCUAUGGAUACCAUGGUAAAGGCAAGGGGAGGCAUGGGAUCUCCUGCCACCCCUGAUCUUCAGGUUCACAAUCCUCUUGCCCCAUCGACAGACCCUCAGACACGAGAGAGAAUGAAGGCCAUGGAGGAGCAAAUAGCCAGUCUGACUGGUCUUGUGCAGCAUGCUCUCUUAAAGAGCCACAGCACUAACAGCAACAAGGAACACCCCAGUGAGAAAUCAGUAAAUUCCGGAUCUCCAGUUCACAGCACAUCUAGCACAGGAGGUUCUCCAGUAUUAGCACCAAAAGUUACUGCAGCAACUCUUGAGCAUAGCCCCGCCCCUACACCACCACUAGGCCCCACCCCCUUGCAUGUUAACCUUCACCUGUUCAGGAAAAAUGUCUCUGAGCUCCGCCUCCAACUGCAACAUAUGAGACAACUACAGCUUCAUAAUCAGGAGUGUGUGCGUGCUCAGAUAAAGCAUGCAGAGCAAGAGAUCAGUGUGAAGUUGGCUGAAAUGCUGAGACGACAGGACGAUCCAACACAGAAACAGAGGACACUGGUGGAGGAAGAGAGACACCGAUAUCUCAACACGCAGGAAAGAGUUCUCACCCAGCUGGAGGAUCUGGAGCAGUAUGUGGAGACACUGAGGACUGAUUCUAGCCCCGCUGCAUCUCAGAGAGCCGUGACUCUGAAGGAGGUAGAGGAGGGAGCUGUCAGUCUGAGGAAGGUGGGCGAGAACCUGGCUGGACUGAAAGGAGAGUUUCCAGCUCUUCAGUCCCGUAUGCGGGCGGUGCUCAGGGUGGAGGUGGAGGCCGUGAAGUUCCUCAAAGAAGAGCCGCACAAGCUGGACAGCAUGCUGAAGAGAGUCCGGACCCUCACAGACACACUCAGCAACCUUCGCAGGUCUACCACAGAUAGCCUGCUGAAACCCUCUGACCCUGUUUCCUCGUCAUCUUCCCAAAAAAAAGAAUUGGCCAUUGUUGAAUCCCCAGAGGCUGCCUCGGUUGCACCUCAGAGCUCCACCGUGAGGUCAGAGGUUAUGACAUCAAAUCCUGUGGUGAUCCACCAUGCCCAGACCUCUCCUGUAGCUACACAACAAUCCCAGCAAUCAACAGCACCUUCACAAAUUCCCCCUGCAGCACAGAGACGAGAGUCGACCCCUUCACCCACCAAACAGCUCAAAAAACCCUCACUUGAGCAGACACAAAUACCAAAUAACAGCCGCAGUGGAGUCUCAGCUAAUGGCAUUAAUGGCAAAGGUCCUUCUCCAAACUUCAUUGAGGAGAUACACUCAAGUCGCAGCAAGAACAUGAACAGGGCUGUGUCAAUAGAGGCUGCAGAGAAAGAAUGGGAGGAGAAGAGGCAGAACAUGGGUCAUUAUGAUGGUCAUGAGUUUGAACGGAUGCUCCAGGAAGCAGAAGCCAACAUGCUGAGAGGAAUACCAAACCUGGAGGCUCCCAGCGAACCCGAGGGCUCCCCUGCAGUGGUUCUUGCAUCCCUGGAGGAGGUGGUAGAAACAAAUGAGCCCACAGCAGCACCAGCAAAACAGGAUGACAAUCAUCCAAACUCUGAGAAACCUACUAAGGCUGCUUCAGAGAAACCUCCCAAACCUCUGGAGAAACCAGUUAAGUCAGCUUUGGAGAGACCUCUUAAGCCCAACCUAUCCAUCAAAUCAAGCCUGGAGAGACAAAGUAAGACUCAGGAAAAAGUUGUUAAGCUUCCAACCACAGACAAAGCCAACAAGUCCCCUCCUCCACCCCCACCUCGACGAAACUACACCACCAACACUGGGAUGACCACCACCCGAUCUGGAGAGGUUAUUUAUACCAGCAGGAAGGACUCUGUUAUGGUACAAGAGGGUGAAGAGGAGUCCAACGGGUCAGCGUCUCAGCCUGAACCAAAGUCCUCUCCAGUGGCGAAGCCCAAACCCAUUACUCCUCCACCUUUCGCUGCCUCGGCUAUCACUGAGGAAGAGGAUGAGGGAGACAAGAUAAUGUCAGAGCUACAGGUUUUCCAGAAGUGCUCUGUUAAGGAGGUAGGGAUCAAGGGUUUGGUAGAGCCACAGAUCAGAGAGCUAAGACCUGGGGUCUUACUGCCCCUUAAAGAUAAGAAGAAUACUGAAAAUCAAGAUGACAAGAAUCCUGACACAGAUGAGAACUGCAACAAUACAAUUCGUCAGAGUCCUGGGGUCAUCUACUAUGUCACAGCUCAGAUCUCCAAGGGGACUUCAUCAGCCUCAGAGGAAUCAACAGAUGCAUCACAUUCUCCCCCAUCACAGGUGUCACAUGUCAAUGCUUCUGACCAAUCCCAAAAUCAGCUGCAGGUAUCCACUAACAAAUUUGGUACCCUCAAAAGCAGCGGCCCUGCCAGCUCUUCUAGCACUCUACACCAAAAUCAGUUGUCUCUUUCAGCCUCGUUGAAGACAGAUCCACCCUCUUCAUUGGAAGAAGUUCCAGCUAGCCCAACCCAAGGGAAAGUUCAUGUUGUCAAGGCUGCUCAAGUGCAGGUUAGCAUAGAGGAGAGGGUAGAGUCUCCAACAGCAAUUUGCUCACCAGUCUCUUUUGAAGACACUGUACCGAUUCUUUCUAAAGGAAUCCCUGUUGGGACAGAUUUAGCAAAACAGACACAUAUAUUUGGUUCAUCCAAGGUGAAGGAAAGGAAAUUUGAAGAAAUGGAGGAAAUUGAUGAGGCCUAUCUCAGUCCUGAUCUGUCAGGCGAAGAGCCACCUCCGCCUCCUCCUGAUAACUUUGCCUUUAUGAUCACUAACACCAAGGUACAAGCCCUUUCCACUGGAGAGUACCAUCAGCUAGUCAAUGCCAAGAAAGGUAGUGUGCAGACAGUAACUUUUGGCAGCAAACGACCAAGUGCUUCUGGAAGUGGCAUAGCAUCAGGAGGUGAUGCUAGUACCAGUGGUUCCACUGGUGCUGAAAAUGCCAGUAAAAAGCCAGUCAUCAUUAUCUUUGAUGAGCCAAUGGAUAUCCGCUCAGCUUAUAAACGCCUCUCUACUAUCUUUGAAUGUGAGGAGGAACUAGAGCGGAUGCUUGCAGCAGAAAGAAUAGAUGAGGAGAGUGAGGAAACUGAGGAAGAAGAAUGGACUAGGUGUGUGCAUGUCAAACAGAAAGGAGAUGGUAGGGAUUUAGGAAAAGGUACUGGUUCAAAUUCUCCUGCAGAUAUCACAGACAGUCGAGUCAUUAACUCUUCUUCAUCCUCAUCUUUAUCUGAGGGAGAGGCAUUAGUAGAUGUUACUGGUGGUGCAAAGCAAGAUGGAAAGAAGAAGUUUAAGUUGAAAUUCCCCAAGAAACAGCUAGCAGCAUUAACCCAAGCCAUUCGGGCUGGAAGUAAAACAGGCAAAAAGACUUUGCAGGUUGUUGUCUAUGAGGAUGAGGAAGAGACAGAUGGAACUGUCAGACAACACAAAGAAACCAAGAGGUUUGAAAUUGCUUGCUCCAAAACAGAGUCUUCAAAAUCAAAUCUCCAGGAACCUACUGGACAAACUGACGAGAUUCGUAAGAACACCUACAAAACUCUUAACAGUCUAGAGCAAACUAUAAAGCAGCUAGAGAACACAAUAUCCGAAAUGGGACCAAAGUCUUCAGAAGAGCCUGAAAUCUUGGUGAAGCCUGAAACUCAGGACAAUACGACUGAAGAGACUCCAGUACACUCGGAGAAAGGACUUGCUCCCAAAACCUUGGUCCCUAGGUCAAGUUCUGCAAGCAAAGGUCCUGGUCUACGAAAGAAGACAAAACCACAGCUCCUUCCACGGCCUCCCAUCAUUCCAACUACUGGGGUCUCAGUCAAACCAGUUCCUACCCAGCAGAAUGCCAGCAUGGUCUCACCUACUAGCCGGAUGCCAGUGCCUGUUUCUGCCAAGGUGCGGCAGCAACCGGGCACCUCAGAGAAAGAGAGGGCAACAAAACCGCAAAAGCUACAGGACUCUCAGAGGCAGUUCCGCCAGGCUGCUUCUCUGUUUAACCCAUUUUUGGACCCUUUCCCUGUUUACCUCUCGGAGGAAUCCACAAACCCUUGCCUCACUGCCCAGGGUCCACAAAUCCACUAAGUCCCCAUUAUCCUGUGGAUGUUUUCUCAAAUUGUACCUGCUCUACUCCUCCUGGAGCCUCCUUUGGUUUUGAGUACUGGUUGGUUGCACUCACUCACUGCGCAAUACUCACUAUAUAACUUACAAUCCUAUUGUCCCUCACCUUCACUCUCCUUUCCUUCUUACAAUCUACUUAAAUUUAUAUUUUCUAUAUUUUCACCCUCAAGACAGAUAGUUUUUAGUGUGUGUCUUUAGUACUCAUUUAUAUAUGUAGUUUCUGUCUUUGAUAAUCUGUCAUGAUGAACUGCAGAUCCCAGUUAGGUAGAAUGAUUUAAAACAUGCCUAGAAAUGUUGCAUAUUUUAAUCAUAAAUUCCCUAUGUUGACAAUCAGUGUGUUUUGGCAUCUUUGUUUGCAGGCUAAUGGAAGUGCUAAGAGAUCUGGAGGAGAUCCCAAAUCCACUUCUCCUACAGUGCCUGCUUCUAAAAUUCCUGCUUUUUCCUCUAGUAUGGGAAAAGGCUUGUCCCAGUCUGAUUCUAGUAAUAUUGUUAAUUAUUC
Molecule: messenger RNA, 6782 nt
Organism: Carassius carassius (crucian carp)
Lineage: Eukaryota; Metazoa; Chordata; Actinopteri; Cypriniformes; Cyprinidae
Product: sickle tail protein homolog
Exons: 22
Coding region: 380-6247 (1955 amino acids)
Cellular component (GO): cytoplasm
Source: RefSeq, a predicted model, not a curated record